Tachysurus vachellii is the source of this 2208-nucleotide messenger RNA. RefSeq names its product N-glycanase 1 (gene ngly1). Gene Ontology annotation, biological process: protein quality control for misfolded or incompletely synthesized proteins; glycoprotein catabolic process; protein deglycosylation. The transcript has 12 exons. The coding region runs from base 105 to 2015 and encodes 636 amino acids. Gene Ontology annotation, molecular function: peptide-N4-(N-acetyl-beta-glucosaminyl)asparagine amidase activity. NCBI's taxonomy places the organism in Eukaryota, Metazoa, Chordata, Actinopteri, Siluriformes, Bagridae. The record is from RefSeq and is a predicted model, not a curated record. Gene Ontology annotation, cellular component: cytosol; nucleus; cytoplasm.
UUGAUUCUGAAUCUAAAAACGAUCCCAUAUACAGAUCAGGACGCUAAUAUUUGGGUUCCGUGUUUUCAGCCGUUCAGUAGGAGGAGGUUUGAGUAUAAAACACGAUGUCUGAGUUAUCUGGAGUGUCUGCGUUGUGUGAGAAUCCGAACGAGGUGUUUCUGGAUGUGUCGAAGCUGCUGUUGACUUAUGCGGAUAAUAUUCUCAGGAACCCUAAUGAAGAGAAGUACAGGUCCAUCCGUAUAGGAAACCCAACCUUCUCCACUAAACUACUUCCUAUAAAAGGGGCAGUCGAGUGUCUGUUUGAAAUGGGCUUUGAGGAGGCUGAGACCCACUUGGUGUUCCCGAGGUCGGCGUCUGUAGAUCAGCUGAGACGAGUGCGAGAGACGAUAGCUGCUGAGAGAGACCAGAGGUUAGGAGUGGAUGAGAGUGCAUCAUGCUCCAGCACUCCAACCUCCACUUCCUCUCCUGCUCCAACUCCUACAGUGGCAUUAGAACCUCAGCGCCCCAUAGAACGGCCUCCGUCUCUGUUAGGUAGCAAGUCCUUUCUUGGUACACUGCAAGCGAAUUUUCAGCAUGUGAUGGUGUACGAGAAUCCUGAACUUCAGCAGAAAGCUUUGUGCUGCGUUCCUCAUGAGGAGCUCUCCUCCAGAGCUAAAGAGCGACUGCACAAGGCCAGAGACGCAGACCCGGAGUGUAAUCUUGCUGAGGAGGACAUGCUGGUGCUGGAGCUCUUACAGUGGUUUAAGCAGGAUUUCUUCACCUGGGUGGACAGACUGCCGUGCAGACAGUGCGGGGGAAGCACACAUACCUCUGGUUCUCUCCCACCAUCGACAGAUGACCAACGUUGGGAUGCUGGUCGUGUAGAGAACCAUUACUGCAGCGCAUGCAACCUUGCCACCAGAUUCCCAAGGUAUAAUAACCCUGAGAAACUGCUGGAGACCAGGAGGGGGCGCUGUGGUGAAUGGGCUAACUGCUUCACUCUGUGCUGCAGAGCUUUAGGGCUGGAGGCCAGGUACAUCUGGGACUCAACAGAUCACGUGUGGACGGAGGUGUUCUCUCGGUCGCAGCAGCGCUGGCUGCACUGUGAUCCUUGUGAAAAUACAUGCGACAAACCGCUGCUCUACGAAAUGGGCUGGGGCAAGAAGCUUUCCUACAUCUUUGCUUUCUCUAAAGAUCAGGUGGUCGAUGUAACGUGGCGCUACUCCUGUAAGCAUCAGGAGGUUCUUACCCGACGUAAGCAGGUUCAGGAAACAUGGCUGCUGCACACGAUUAAUGGGUUUAAUGCUGAGAGGCAGCAGUCCCUGAGCACUGACAGAAAGCGAGAGCUGCUAGAGAGGCUCUUGGUAGAGCUGGUGGAGUUUAUUUCUCCUAAGAGCCCAAAGCCAGGAGAGAUGGGAGGCCGUAUUUCAGGCUCUCUGGCCUGGAGAGCUGCUCGUGGAGAGACUGGUACUGUUGCUUCUGCUUCCAGAGGGGAAACCACAGAGUUUGUGUUUAUCCCCACUGAGUCAGAGAAGAAGGCAAAGACCUUCCAGCUACAAUAUAACGUGGCCAAAGACUGUUACUGUAGAGUUCACAACAACCAAGAGAAGAUCCUGGGCUGGAAAAAUGGAGUGUGGAAGAAUGAGUCUGUGUUCAGGAAAGAAGAACAUGACUGGGAGAUGGUGUACCUCGCUCGAACAGAGGGCGCUUCCUCAGGCAGCCUGUGUUGGAGGAUUGUGUGUGCUCCUGUGGGAAUGACCAUUAAAUCUGUCUCAGUCAGAGCUGUCAGUCAAACCUUCAACUCCGGUGCUGUCCGCUGGAGAUUACGCUCCUCGGAUUCCAGCAUCGAGUUUCCUGGAGAUGGUGAAAUGCACUCACCGACAGGCCUCACAGGGUCUGCAGAAGUGGUCGUAGAAGCAGAGCUGAGCGGAGGGGACGGAGAGGCGGCGUGGCAACACGCCCAGCUGUUCAGACAGAGUUUGAAGGACACAGAAACAUCUUCGUUUGAGAUUCUUGUGCAAAUGGAGGGAGCUUGAUAGUAGUAGCCUUUGUACCAUUUCUGUGGUUUAACAAGCAAAAAAAUUCCAUAUAUGUUUUGGGAAGUCUGAGUUCAUGUGAGUAAAGACUCAAAGCACAGUCUCACUUUUCUAACGAUGUUCUUUUCAUUAGAACAGUCUUCGUCGAAUAUAACGUCUAUAAGGGAAGUUGUGAGUCUUGUGUAAUUUUAAA